AAAUAGAGGGCCAAAGGUGGUAGAUGCAUGAGCCUCUAACACCACCACAACUCCAACACAAUUAAAUUCGUCUCUCUAUCUUUCUCUUUAUCUCUCUCUUCUGUUCAAUAACAAAAUCCAGAACUACAUGAGACCUUGUUUUCACUUACCACCUUCUUAGAGGAGAAAAGUAAAACAUUCACGAUAUGGUGAGCUUACGAAGACGUAGGCUAUUGGGUCUUUGUUGUGGACCAAAUGGUUAUGUGACGCCACUUCCAUUUUUAACUGCUGAGGAGAUGAUCACUGGGAUUCCAAAUCCUAAUGCCAAAUCAGCUUAUAAUCCCGGGCCAGCAGAAACGUUUAAAACGGCUAUAGAGAAAAUGGCUAUUGAAGAAAGGAGCCGAAUAACUCGGUCGAAACAUAUGCAUUUCAGGUCUGAUUACUCAGAUAUCUCACCGGUUAAUUCCGAUUCCAUCUCACCAAAAUACCAGCCGCCGAAACGAAGAAAGCAGCAUAGAAGAAAGCGAGUACAUAACCAAGAACCAUGUUUGAUGAGAGGAGUCUACUUCAAAAACAUGAAAUGGCAAGCCGCCAUUAAAGUCAAGAAGAAACAAAUCCACUUAGGCACUUUCUCUUCACAAGAAGAGGCUGCUCGUUUAUAUGAUAGGGCUGCUUUCAUGUGUGGGAGGGAACCAAACUUUGAGAUCUCGGAAGAAGAUAAACGAGAUCUUAAACAGCGAAGCUGGGAAGAGUUCUUGGAUUGCACACGCCGAACAAUUACAAACAAAAGUAAGGUUUUACUAACAAUAAAAUGUAGUAUAUUUUGUUUGAUAACCUUUUGGUGGACUCUCUGGAUAUGCAGAACCAAAGAUUAGGAUAGACCAUGAGGAUAAGGAGAUCAAUGCGAGCAUGCCACAUCAACCAGAAGAAGAAGAGCAAGACUAAGACCAAAUGUGAUAAAUUGUGCCAAAGAUACAACCAGAGUCAUAUACAAAGACCAAAUGUGAUAAAUUGUGCAAAAGAUACAACCAGACUCAUAUACGGAGAUAAUUAUUAUUCAUCAAAAGAAUAGUAAUAUAUAUA
Messenger RNA from Arabidopsis lyrata subsp. lyrata, 1062 nucleotides. Its product is annotated as ethylene-responsive transcription factor-like protein At4g13040. Gene Ontology annotation, biological process: regulation of DNA-templated transcription. The transcript has 6 exons. The record is from RefSeq and is a predicted model, not a curated record. NCBI's taxonomy places the organism in Eukaryota, Viridiplantae, Streptophyta, Magnoliopsida, Brassicales, Brassicaceae. The coding region runs from base 186 to 854 and encodes 222 amino acids. Gene Ontology annotation, molecular function: DNA-binding transcription factor activity; DNA binding.